CGAACAUUGUAACAACCGCCGGCUGGUCACCUAGCACCCACAAUAUGAUCCAGAUCCCCGGGGCAGGGGGCGACGAAGCCCACAGCCGAGACAAAGAUGCGGCGCUGGAGGUGGUGAACAGUGAAGAGGCAGUGGAGAUCGACCCCGCGGUGGAGCGACGGGUUUUGCGCAAGAUCGACCUGUUCUUUAUGCCUGCCAUGUUGGUUGGCUAUGGGUUUGUUUACUGGGAUAAAGCCAUCCUGGGCAGCGCCUCGUUAUUCGGCAUGACCAGCGACCUGGCCCUCUCUGUGGUCGACUACAGCACUACGCCCCCGACCAAGAACACUUCGCGGCUCAGCUGGGCCACCUCCAUCUUCUAUUUCGGUAUGAUGGCCGGCCUGUACCCGAUGACGCUGGUGCUGCAACGCUUCAAGAUCCAGCACGUGCUAGGCCCGAUCGUCAUGCUGUGGGCCAUCACCUGCGCUGCCACUGCAGGCGUCACCUCGUGGCGGGGGUUGUUCGUGCAGCGCUUCUUCCUCGGCUUCGUCGAAAGCGUGGUCCCCACCGGCUUCAUGACCGUGAUCAGCGGGUACUACACGCAGAAGGAGCAGAGCCUGCGACAGGCGAUCUGGUUUUCGGGGACGGGGUGGUUCACCAUCAUCGGCGGGGCGCUCAACUACGCGUUCGGGCAGAUUAACACGGGCGCGCUGCGGCCGUGGCAAUACAUCUAUAUUUUCGCGGGUUUCCUGACCUUCCUGUUUGGCAUCUGGUGCUGCAUCCUGCCCAACUCGCCGGUGUCGGCCUGGUUCCUGACGGCGGAGGAGCGCGUGGUGGCGGUCGAGCGGCUGCGGCGCGGGCAGACGGGCGUGCGGUGCCAGACGAUCAAGAUGACGCAGAUCGUGGAGGCGUUCACGGACGUGAAGGUGUAUCUGAUUGCGGUGAUGAUGGCUGCUGCCUACACGAUCAACGGCGCGAUCUCAGGCUUCGGCCCGCUCAUCGUCUCAACCUUCGGCUACAAUACGCUGGCCUCCAUCCUCUUCCAGUUCCCCGUGGGCGCCAUCUGCAUCGUCUUCAUCCCGCUGGUCGGCUACAUCCCCACCGUCAUCCCCAACACCCGCAUCUACCUGCUCGUCGCCUGCUGCCUGCCCGUCAUCGCCGGAUGCCUCCUGAUCUGGAAAUCCACCUGGGGCUACCGCCCCGCUGCGCCCGUCAUCGGCUACGCGCUAACCGGCUUCUUCGGCCCCGUCGUCAGUCUCAUCAUCACCCUGGGCGCCAGCAAUGUCGCUGGCGCCACGAAGAAGACUAUCAUGGCGGCCACCGUGUUCGUCGCCUACACCGUCGGCAAUAUCAUUGGCCCGCAGCUGGUCAAGUCGCAGACUGUCGGGCAGCAUUAUCCGGAGUUGUGGACUGGUAUGGUCAUCUGCUAUUGCAUUGUGAUUGCCGCCGCUGGGUGUUUGUGGGUGGUGCUGUGGCGGGAGAAUCGGAGGAGGGAGCGGGCUGGGCUCGAUGAGGGCUUGAGGGAUAAGCUUGGGUUUCGGGAUUUGACCGAUAAGGAGAAUGGCUGGUUUCGCUAUGUGCUUUAGUUUCUGCGGCUGACGGGUCUUCGUUGAGCUGGAAUGCUGAAAGAAGGGGGUCCCGGGGGUUCUCCCCCGGAAUACCUUUAUAGAACUAUUUAUUUAGCCUGGGAAGCUGAAGAGAAGGGGGGUCCGGGGGUUCUCCCCCCCGGAGUACUUUAUAUACCCAGUGGUU
Molecule: messenger RNA, 1728 nt
Organism: Aspergillus homomorphus CBS 101889
Lineage: Eukaryota; Fungi; Ascomycota; Eurotiomycetes; Eurotiales; Aspergillaceae
Product: putative MFS transporter
Exons: 5
Coding region: 45-1562 (505 amino acids)
Biological process (GO): transmembrane transport
Cellular component (GO): membrane
Molecular function (GO): transmembrane transporter activity
Source: RefSeq, a predicted model, not a curated record